Stegastes partitus (bicolor damselfish) is the source of this 1065-nucleotide messenger RNA. RefSeq names its product snRNA-activating protein complex subunit 1-like. NCBI's taxonomy places the organism in Eukaryota, Metazoa, Chordata, Actinopteri, Pomacentridae. Gene Ontology annotation, biological process: snRNA transcription by RNA polymerase II; snRNA transcription by RNA polymerase III. Gene Ontology annotation, cellular component: snRNA-activating protein complex. The record is from RefSeq and is a predicted model, not a curated record. The transcript has a single exon. The coding region runs from base 1 to 1065 and encodes 354 amino acids. Gene Ontology annotation, molecular function: sequence-specific DNA binding.
AUGCCUCGUGUGCCUCGCAUCUACUCGGAUGUCUUCGACGAGCUCCUGACUGAGGACGUGGAGGAGCUGCUGGGCCGCUUCCAGCACUCAGGCUCCAUCAGGUACAAGGUGUUUGCAGGCAUCUGGAGGCACAUGUGCUUCUCGGACGUGUUCAGAGGCAUGCCCGGCCUGGCGGAGCUCAAGAGGUUCUGCAGGGUAACUCUGGCCACCGCCGUCAAGUACUUCCUGCCCCCGUUCAGCUACCAGAUCAGGGUGGGGGGCCUGUACCUCAUGUUCGCUUUCUACCACACGCAGCUCUGCAGCCCUCCUGUCAGGAUCAGGCUGGCUCUGAAGGACUGGGCUUGUGUUCAGAAGUUCCUCGAAGACUCUGCAGACUGCGGCCACCACGACGUGGUUUAUGUCUACCAGAAGCUCGCCGCGGCCAAAGCCUUCCACUUCACCGCCAUGCCGCACGUCCUCACCUUCCAGAAGCAGCGCACAGCCAAGACAGGCGCAGUGUGUGCGGAGUUUCUGGGCAGAGCGACCGCAGUGCGUGAGCUCAUGUGCGCAGACAUCCUGGAGGAGCUGAGCCACGUCCAGAGCAACUACGAGCAGCUGAAGGAGGCCUGCCCGGAGGUGAGAGGUCAGGCGGCCAUGACGCACCGGGACUUGGCCUCCCGCCUCAAAGGCUGCAUGUCGGAGUUCAUCAGCUGGCAGCAGAAGAGCUUCUCCUCUCAGGACAGCAAGGACGAGAAGGCAGGAGAUGGAGAGAAGGAGUCCAGCAGCAGCAGAGCCAGACUGCUGUCCUCCAUCAAGCACAAGAGCUACAGCAGCUUCCAGGAGGCGCCCAGGUCCCGGAGGCACCGGCAGGCGGAGACGGUGGAGUCGUCCGACCCCGGGGCGGAGCAGCCGCAGGAGCCCGCCACCGUGCACAAGAAGAAGCCUCCGUCUCUGCGGGCCCGGACCACCCAGAGCCUGGGGGAGAGCCGGGGGGACAGCAGGCUGCAUGCCUGGCUGCUGAGCGCCCCGGAGCAGCCGAGGCCCCCGGUGAGGAGGAGCAGCCAGGCCGCGCCCUGCAGAGCCUGA